CAAGGAAUCUGAGUGAACAAGACAUGGGCUUCAAUGACGUUUGUUGAAUUAAAAACCAGUAAUGAAAUGAAAUAAGAAAAGGAAUGUGACUUCUGAUUCCUUCUGAACAAAGACUAUAGAAUAACACUUAAAGGGACUUUGCUUCUGAAGUAACCAUGUGAACCUGCUGAACGAAUAAGAACGACUCUUUUUAGAUUCAAAACAUUUGAGUCACUGGGUGAAUCCCGCCCACUACUACUGCCAACACAACACAGAACAUGUUGAGAAGAGCUAAGGGAAAUCAGUUUGUUAUAUGUUCAGUGUAGAAAUCAUUAAUUUCUCACGCCUUUUUUGUAUUAUUACUUCGUGAGCUUCUUGAAUGCUUCUUGUAAAUAAUCCUACUAAGCGCUCUUGAAAGUUACAAUGGAGGAGAACCGAGCUCUCAAUGAAUCAGAAAAGGCUCUUGCCACAGGGAACGGACAGCGUCCCUUCAACAUGAAUCAUUACGCUACUAAAAAGAGUGCAGCGCAGAGCAUGUUGGAUGUGGCUCUUCUGAUGGCCAACUCCUCUCAGCUGAAGACAGUGCUGCAUUCAGGACCUCAGCAUCGCUUCUACGCCCCUCUUAUUGCUCUGAUCUCACUGUCCAUCUCACUGCAGGUCAUUGUUGGCCUCCUACUCAUCUUCAUUGUGAAGUAUGACCUGAACGAUGUUAAGAAACAGCCGAGGCUGAACACAAUGAAUGAUGCAGCAACUAUUUUUGUGUUCUUUACUGUUCUUAUUAACGUCUUCAUCACAGCAUUGGGAUUUGAAACUGGAGGGUGAGCAGAGUAACAGCAGAGUCUCACGGCAGUGUAAUAUUUGAGACUGCACUCGCUCAGACCAGAUCUUUAAACAUCACUGUUGAUGUAUAAGCAUACAAGGACUGCUUACAUGUGACUGCAUUUAAAGCCUUUCAUUUCAUCAUUAUGUAUUUUAUAAGAUAUAUCACAGGACACUGUACUCCAUUUAAUAUCUAAGCAAAAUAUGUGAUGUUUUGUAUGUUUAGGCAGCACAUUUUAACAAACUAAGUUAUUUCUGUGGUUUAUGUGGAUACCUUUUUAAAUAAGGAACAAAACAGAGAUUAUAGUCAAAUGUUUGUGAAAAUUUGCUCUUUUUACUUUUCAUGUUAUUUAUCUUUCCAUCUUUAAAGCAUAAAACAUUUGAAUUUUGAUUUUUUUCCCACAAUUUUUUUUCUUGUGGAAGGAUUGAUACUAAAUCAGUUUGCAUAUGAUCUAAAAUGAAGAAUUAAAAACUGUUCAGAAAUGAAUGAAUGUUUAAAAUGAAUUAGUUGCAUUUUAAAAUAGCAUGUUUCAAAAACAAGCACAAUUGUGACCUCAUGCUGAAAUAAAGAUUACACAUUUAAUUAUCACAUAA
Messenger RNA from Ctenopharyngodon idella (grass carp), 1392 nucleotides. Its product is annotated as ninjurin-1-like. NCBI's taxonomy places the organism in Eukaryota, Metazoa, Chordata, Actinopteri, Cypriniformes, Xenocyprididae. The transcript has 4 exons. The coding region runs from base 403 to 801 and encodes 132 amino acids. Gene Ontology annotation, cellular component: membrane. The record is from RefSeq and is a predicted model, not a curated record. Gene Ontology annotation, biological process: tissue regeneration; cell adhesion.